UAGGGUUUCAUACCUGUGCUUGUGCCAAGACCAUUCAUCACGAACAGGCUACCCGUAGGCAUGUCGUCGGCGUAAUUUGAGCGGAUCGCUCCGUAAAAGAGGACAAUUUUUCGGGGAAGUGUGAACUGGGGACGGGAGAAGUAGUUUUUGGGCUGUGGAUUGCUGCACGAAGAGGGCAAAAAGGAUCAUAUAUGCUGUUCGAAUCUUAAAGCAGGAGCUCAUGGCGGCCGCAGCGGUGCGGCUGUUGCGCGAGGGACGCGUCGAGGGUAUGGAGGCACCGACCGUGGUGCUGAGUGACACGUGUCACGUUCUGGGUGGCUGGCAGAUCUUGCGUCACAUGGUUGAGUCCCUGGUUCGAGCGAUCCACUGCAAUCGCGCGCAGGCGAGCCGAGCCGUGCUUGUGCUCUCCUCGCCCCGUGCGGCCAUGGCUCCCACCCUCGAGCUGCCCGCUGGCUUGUGCGCAUGUCACUGCACGGCGCUGGACUGCUACAGUGAUCCCAUGGGGUGGGGACAGCCGUUUCUGCCGUCCUGUGGUCCGGAUCAAGACAACUGCAGCAAGGAAGGCAGCAGCACCAGCAGCAGCAGCAGCAGCAGUAGCAGCAGCAGCGGCACCAUCAACAGCAGCAGCAGCAGCAGCUUUUGCAACGUCUGGGACCUGGUGUCGCUUGAGCGCCGCAUCCUCCUGGCAGCCAAGGCCCCAGCAGCAGAGGCGGAUUCAGCUGCGGGCCAAAGCUCUCCGUCCGUGGUUGUGUUUGACUCGCUGGACUCAUUUCUGCACCACAACUCCCCGGCUGCUCUGCUGGCGCUGCUCAGGCGACUGCAGUGGCAUGCCUCGGUAUCGGGACUUCUCAUCCUAUCCCAUGCUGACGUCACCCCACCAGCUGUCACCUCCUCCUUGUGCCACAUGGCACACGCCCUCCUCUCCCUCGAGCCACAUCCAGGGCACUCCCCCCCUCUGUCCCUCCCGCUCUCCCUCCUCCUCUCUUCCCCCUCACUCCCGCACUUCUCCUCCGUGUCCCCUCACCUGGUGGCCGGCUCAGCCGCUGCUCCUGGCGCUACAGGCAACACCGUCAGCAGCACAAGUAGAACCACCAGCAGCAGCAGCAGCAGCAGCAACGGCAGCAACAGCAGUACCAGCAGCUCUGGAAGGGGGGAUAGGCACUUGCUGCCUGGAGGGAUCCUGGUGUUGCAGCAGAAGAGGGCUUCGGGAAAAUUCCGAACCGCGCACGAGGAGUAUCGGUUUGACUCGCAAGGGGCUGUGCACAUAGACGCCCACUCCAAAGGGCACGUAAGCAUACCAGAACCCGCCCCUGCCAGUGGCAAAAGCACAGGCGGCCUGAAGCCAUCUCUUCCAAGCGCGGAGCAGCAGCCUCUGGCCGACAGAUCCCACAGGGAAGGGUUCGGGGAGCAAGAUAAGGGGCAGGCGCAUGGGCGAGAGGGGCGGAUGACGGUGCAUGAUGGCGGGGUAAUGGAUGGGGCGCGCAGGGAGGGAGGGAGCGAGGAGGCGGCAGCUGUAGAGGUGAUCAGGAAGACGGGAGAUCAGGCACCUGAGGUUUCCUUCCGCCUGGAGUUGUCUGAGGAGGAGCGAGCAGCGAGAGAGAAAGUUGUGCUUCCAUACGAGCACCGAGGUGAAACUGGCCCGAUCAAGAUAUACGACGGGAGAAGGAGCCUUGCGCCAAGCCACAACACGGGGGCAAAGAUUUACGGAGAGGGUUCAGUUGGUGCUACUGUCUCAGCUGGUAUGGCUAGGGUUUCAGUGGGGGCAAGUGGGGGCGAGUGGAACGAAGGUGGGGGUUUGAUUCAUUAUGAGCGUGAUUCGGAUGACGAAUACCCAGAUUCGGACGAAGACCCUGAUGAUGAUCUGGAUAUAUAGCAUUUUGCGUUUAGAUUGUAUGAUGAUUUUACUCGUGUACUAGCCGUAUA
This is a messenger RNA of Closterium sp. NIES-67, 1923 nucleotides long. Lineage: Eukaryota; Viridiplantae; Streptophyta; Zygnematophyceae; Desmidiales; Closteriaceae. The record is from the annotation of a GenBank genome assembly.